AUUGCCAGCUGGGCAUGAAAUUCCUAGUUGUGAUGUCGUGUCGUCCUUCAUUGCAAAGACCUAUGUGAUUUUUGUGAUAUGUCUGAUAAUAAUGAUACGAGACCACCGGCGCAGUGUGGUGGUCUGCAAGCGCGGUCGCAAGCAUCACCUGAAUCCCGGGAGCAACCCCAGGAGCAGCCACAGCCAGCACACCAGCAACGCCAUCAGCAGCAACAGCAGCAACAACCUUCGUGGACAAGCAUGGACCGCAGUCAAGCACCAACGCUUUACGACAUCAUGGUACCGGGAAUUGGUCCCACUGCCACUCUCUACGCCUACAACGAAUCGCAGUUAUUUCCGGAUGGCAUGGGAAUGGCUCAGAUGGGAGCAGCUGAUCUAUCGGCGACAACAGAUACAGGCCUGCCAUCGCAAGCAUCGAGGUUUGGUAACGACAUACUAUCGAGAAUGGGUGUCACUGGCGAUCUCUACUCCAUCGCCACAUCGAAGUGUUUUCCGGAUGGCACAGGAAGGGGUGGAAUGCAUCCUAGCAGCAUGCCACAACCCAGCAUGACUGCAUCGGCGACCAACAGCAGCUCCGUUACCAUGCCGUUAAUAGCCGCCAGCAUGGCGGUUGGCGGUGGCGAUGGCAGCGUGCAACAACAGCAGCAGCCGCAACAACAGCAGCAGCCGCAACAACAGCAGCAGCAGCAGCAACAACAGCAGCAGCAGCCGCACCAACGUCACUUCCCGCCGGCAGCAAUUGUCAGCAGUCUAUACCAGUCACAGUAUGGUAACACGCCAACGGCAUCCUCCCUCACCAGACCGAGUGGCACAGCGGUUUACGCUGAUACGAGCUCUCCGUACUAUUAUCCUGGCAACAGACCUGGGCAGCAUGGUCACCCAUCUUACUCUGGAUCUUCGGUGAAGGCACUUCCGGGACACCAGAGGAGUAUUUCACAGCGUGCAGAAUUAGAACCUCCACUUGUCCGGGUUAAGCUGGAAAAAGCGAGGCUGUCGCGAGAAAACCAGCAUGAAAGGCUCAAACGUGAACAGCAGCGAUUACAGGCUAGAAUACCUGCAGCAGAUUUAGAAAGUCAACAUAUCAAGGAAGAAGAGAGGCUGAAGGAAGAAGUGCUGGAUGAAAAAUUGAAGGACCUGAAACAUGAAGAGCAGCAAUUAUGGGCUGCCAACGUGAACCAGAGAGCAGACAUUGAUCGACAAACAUCUUCAGGGGCACUGAAGGAAAGAGCGCAACACGAAGCGGCUCAUGAUAAGAAGCAAAGGGAGCAACUCACCCAGGCUAGAAUACCUGCAGCAGAUUUAGAAAGUCAACAUAUCAAGGAAGAAGAGAGGCUGAAGGAAGAAGUGCUGGAUGAAAAAUUGAAGGACCUGAAACAUGAAGAGCAGCAAUUAUGGGCUCCCGACGUGAACCAUGGAUGAGACAUUGAUCGACAAACGUCUUCAGGGGCACUGAAGGAAAGAGCGCAACACGAAGCAGCUCAUGAUAAGAAGCAAAGGGAGCAACUCACCCAGGCCAAAACAUAGACCCCGGGGCUGAUUUCAUGAAGCGGCGUGAGGAAGAGAAGGCCAGGAACCGGGGAAUUAGCUUUGCCUCUGGCGGUGCUGGUCAGUUUGAGGACGACUACGAUGAUGACAGCACCGACGGUGGACAGGGAAAAUACAUAUUCAAAUAAAAUGAAUUUGAAGUACGUUCGAUGACAGUGUGCCUGCUGCCGUAUCGUGAGUCGGUGGUCUCCCCGAAAGGCUGCUGUGCCUCAGACUGAGUAAGAAUAUCUAGGCUCCUGGCUGCAGAUGCGCCGGGCAUGAUGUGAAUGCCGAUGCUAUGAACAAGAUGAGCUCGUUGAGGUGUCUAGUAUUUUAAAAUCGCGUGCGGCAGUUUUGGGAGAAUGCUGUUGAAUGGCCUAAGGACCAAAUCAAGACUCGCCACCUUUAUAGAGUUUGUCACACCCUCUCACUAAGGCACCUUCAGAGAAUAAUGCAAGAGAUUUGGACCUUUGAAACUCUGCAAUUUCUGAUUUGAUUUUUGUGAUGUUGUGGUUUGUCAGUGUUUUGUCCCGUGUUUCGUCCGGUGUUUUUGUCCAGUGUUUUGUCCAGUGUUUGGUCCAGUGCAUGUGUGCUCCAGCAAUGCUUGUUCUCCAAGCUGGUAUCUUCCUAUUGCUGCUGCUGCUCUCAAGAAAUGCUUCAUGUAAACAAAAAAUAAUAAUAAUAAUCAGUUGCCUGGUUUCUAUGCGACUAACUCGCUCACAUGUGCAAGGAGAGGGGAGAAGGAGGCUGCUCGUGCAGCAGAGUCCUGUGCCUGUGGCCCACACACCUGGUGCACAACCACAAUACAGACUGGAUAUGUUACCCAUACAUGCAAUAAGAGUUUUAAAAUGAUUAUCAUGUCAAUAUACAUUGUGUUCAUAAUGUGUUCGCAUUUUUGGCAAGUUUCAG
This is a messenger RNA of Sycon ciliatum, 2433 nucleotides long. RefSeq names its product J domain-containing protein DDB_G0295729-like. The transcript has 11 exons. NCBI's taxonomy places the organism in Eukaryota, Metazoa, Porifera, Calcarea, Leucosolenida, Sycettidae. The coding region runs from base 79 to 1419 and encodes 446 amino acids. The record is from RefSeq and is a predicted model, not a curated record.